Molecule: messenger RNA, 1299 nt
Organism: Dujonia railenensis
Lineage: Eukaryota; Fungi; Ascomycota; Pichiomycetes; Serinales; Debaryomycetaceae
Source: the annotation of a GenBank genome assembly
AUGUUGUCUAUUGCUCGUAUCGCCACCCUUUCAAAGAGACCAAUUGCACUGGUUGUUUCCAAGUCAUUAGCCCUUCAAUCUAGCCCAGCAUACAAUGCAGUGAGAUCCGAAUUGGCAUUCCAGAAGAGAUUUGCUUCUGUCACUGUAAAGGUGCCAGAUAUGGCUGAAUCGAUUACCGAAGGUACUUUAACCGCAUAUACCAAGGCUGUAGGUGACUUUGUGAAACAAGACGAAACUAUUGCUACUAUCGAGACCGAUAAGAUUGACGUUGAAGUUAAUGCCCCAGUAUCCGGUACCAUUACUGAUUUAUUGGUUGAAGUUGAAGAAACCGUUGAAGUUGGUCAAGAAUUAGCAAAGAUCGAAGAAGGUGACGCCCCUGAAGGUGGAGCCGCUCCAAAGAAGGAAGAGUCAUCAGCUCCAGAGAAGGACGAAGCUCCAAAGAAGGAAGAAUCAUCAGCUCCAAAGAAGGAAGAAGCUCCAACACCAAAGGAUGCCGCUCCAGCCGCUCCAGCAUCCCCAGCCUCCAAAAAGGACUCUGCUCCAGCCAAGAAGGAAUCUGCUCCAGCCAAGAAGGAAUCCCUGUCAUUCACAAACUUUUCGAGAUCCGAAGAAAGAGUUAAGAUGAACAGAAUGAGAUUGAGAAUUGCCGAAAGACUUAAGGAAUCUCAAAACACCGCUGCUUCAUUAACCACUUUCAACGAAGUUGACAUGUCCAACUUGAUGGAAAUGAGAAAGCUCUACAAGGAUGAAUUCUUGGAAAAGACUGGUAUUAAGUUGGGUUUCAUGGGUGCAUUCUCCAAGGCUUGUACCUUGGCCAUGAGAGACGUUCCUUCUGUUAACGCUGCCAUUGAAAAUAACGAUACCAUGGUGUUUAGAGACUACACUGAUAUUUCCAUUGCUGUUGCUACACCAAAGGGUUUAGUUACUCCAAUUGUUAGAAAUGCUGAAUCCCUUUCUAUCCUCGAUAUUGAACAAGAAAUUUCCAACUUGGGUAAGAAAGCUAGAGACGGUAAGUUGACCUUAGAAGACAUGGCUGGUGGAACUUUCACCAUUUCUAACGGUGGUGUUUUCGGCUCAUUAUACGGAACUCCAAUCAUUAACUUGCCACAAACUGCCGUGUUAGGUUUACAUGGUGUCAAGGAAAGACCUGUCACCGUUAAGGGACAAGUUGUUUCCAGACCAAUGAUGUACUUGGCAUUAACCUACGACCACAGAAUAUUAGAUGGUAGAGAAGCUGUCAUCUUCUUAAGAACUGUCAAGGAAUUGAUUGAAGAUCCAAGAAAGAUGUUGUUAAUGUAA